Molecule: messenger RNA, 1892 nt
Organism: Neohortaea acidophila
Lineage: Eukaryota; Fungi; Ascomycota; Dothideomycetes; Mycosphaerellales; Teratosphaeriaceae
Product: MBOAT, membrane-bound O-acyltransferase family-domain-containing protein
Exons: 2
Coding region: 124-1779 (551 amino acids)
Biological process (GO): ergosterol metabolic process
Cellular component (GO): endoplasmic reticulum membrane
Molecular function (GO): ergosterol O-acyltransferase activity
Source: RefSeq, a predicted model, not a curated record
UCCCCGUCCCUAAUCCGGCUCAGCACACGCAAGAGUCGGUCAAGAAGGGGGUUUGAUACGCCAUACGAUCCUUCAUUCAUCACAUAUUCGAGCCAGGUGCUCCUUUUCUCUCUUACUCCAACUAUGGCCUCGAGUCCUUUAAAGAACUCCUCGUCCACGGCGAGCGGGAUGAGCAACGGCAUACACCAGCCAAUCCCGCGCAAACCCGCUCUCUCAUCCCUGGCGCAUUCCCGCGCCGAUAUCAUCAAGUCAGAAGAACUGCCAGUACCCGAACGAACGCCAUCGCAGACUCCAGCGCCGCCGGAAGAUGCACCUCCCUCGGUGAAGGCCACAUCGGAGGCGCGUAAGCAGUUGCGGGCCAAGCGGAAACGCAUGUUCCCAACGGUCGACUAUCAAGAGCGUGUGUCAUACUUCGACCCUAAGAGCGACUAUUCCAACUUUCGCGGCUUCUUCGUGCUAUUCUGGGUGGGGUUGGCGAUCAUGGUCAUCACCUCCAUGCUGCGCAACUACAAAGAGACGGGCAACUUGUUCAAUUUCAAACAGUGGCCACUGUUCACGGCGAACGUGUGGGAGCUUGCUCCCCUCGAUCUGCUCAUGUGUGCGAGCACGGGCGUCAAUCUCCCGCUGAACAUGCUGUACACGAACAGCUCGGGGUGGUUGGCGUGGAACAAAGGCGGCAGGAUCGUGCAGAGCAUCGUUCAGUCGAUAUGGCUGUGGGUGUGGAUCUCGUAUCCCUUUGCACGAGACUGGAGCUGGACGGCGCAAGUCUUCUUCACGCUGCACACCCUCGCCCUCUUCAUGAAAAUGCACAGCUACGCCUUCUACUGUGGGCACUUAUCGAACACGCUCAAGCGACUGCAACAGCUCGACAUGCCGAUUGGGCCGCAAACACCGACGACCGCUGCUGUCCAUUACCCGCGCACACCAAUCGCCGAGAGAAUGCAGUUCAUUCCGGAUGACGACGAGUCCAGCAGACAUACCAACAUCUCCCCCAUCGUUCAAUUACGCGAGGAUCUCGCCAAAGAACUCACGUCCCCCUCCGGCAACGUCACAUACCCCUCCAACUUAACGGUGGAGAACUUCUUCGACUACCUCUUGUGCCCCACCCUAUGCUACGAACUCGAAUACCCGCGCAACCGCAGCCGCAACUACCUUGAGCUCUUCUACAAAGUCCUCGCCGUCUUCGGCUGCAUCUUCCUCAUGACCGUCACGAGCGAAGAAUUCAUCAUCCCCGUCCUCGACGAGUCGCACAUCCGCCUGCAAGAGAACGAAUACUUGCUCGACAAAUCCCUCAUCUUCGCCGAGACCGUCUCGCGCCUCCUCUUCCCCUUCAUGGUCACCUUCCUGCUCGUCUUCCUCGUCAUCUUCGAAUACGCCCUGGGCGCUUUUGCGGAAAUCACCUGCUUCGCCGACCGCCAAUUCUACUCCGACUGGUGGAACUCGCUGGACUGGCUCGAGUUCUCCCGCGAGUGGAACAUCCCCGUGCACAACUUCUUCCGCCGGCACGUGUACAGCGCGUCGCGCAGCGCCAACCUCUCCCGCCCCGUCGCCAUGAGCAUCACCUUUUUCAUCUCCGCGCUGGCGCACGAGCUCGUCAUGGGCUGCAUCACGCGCAAGUUCCGCGGGUAUGGCUUUGUGCUGCUCAUGCUGCAGAUGCCGUUUGUCAUGAUUCAGCGGCUGCCCGGCAUUCGCGAGCGCACGUUGCUGAAUAAUGUCAUGUUUUGGAUUUGCAUGAUUAUGGGGUUGGCUUUGUUGUGUGCUCUCUACGUCCUUGUAUAGAUUUAGAACCGGCGUGCCUCUGAAUGACCAACGGCCUUCACAUAGCAUUCUAGUCCGAUAUGCUCGCUUACGCAUCUACGUGUCCUGCUCAAAACAUCUGUAUUCCUUCCUCA